Klebsormidium nitens is the source of this 1776-nucleotide messenger RNA. The record is from the annotation of a GenBank genome assembly. NCBI's taxonomy places the organism in Eukaryota, Viridiplantae, Streptophyta, Klebsormidiophyceae, Klebsormidiales, Klebsormidiaceae.
AUGCUAACACAAAAUGCAUUCGAGAACUUCGCUAUGUGCGCGCCAGGCGAGCGUGACAGAUCCGUUCGAGGUUUCUUCAUCGCCAUCAGAGAUGCGUACAUCGCCCUCACGCGUGACCGAGACCCCAUCGGCCCAAAAGAGAAGGCCAUGCUGCUUCUACACGAGAACAAAAAAUGUAUCUACGUGGGCGCUGUCCAGCAGCGGCCGACCAAGCUUUUCAAGUUUGGGCGCACCAUUAACCUAGGGAGACGGUACAAAGAGCAUAAGGCUUCUUUCAAGGAGCCGUUGUUUUUUGAGCUGCUGCACGUGGUGGAGGCUGAGGACGACAGAACGGCCGAGGAGCUCUUUCGGAACAUGGGAGACAUCAAGGACAACCUUUCGCCGCUCAAGAUCGGGGACACUACGCACACCGAGAUCUUUGUGGCACCUGCCAGCCUCACUGAAGAGAAGAUCCUGUACAAUAUGCGCAAGGCGGUCAGGCUGUCAUCCUCGACGGAGGGGGUGAUGUUCGAUGCACACGACCACACGUUGGCCAUCGAGCAGGAGAAAACGAAACAACUAAGGAUGGAUCAUGAUGCCAAAAGAGCGAAGUUAGACCACGAUGCGGAAAUGGCAAGAUUGGAACACGACUCUGAAAUAGCAAGACUGGAUCACGAGUACAGAAUGGAGCAACUCAAGCGGAUGAACCAGAGCACAUCAUCCGUACCUCAUCCCAAUGUUGAGCAGGGGCAAUAUAGGAGCGCUGUUCUAGCCCCUCCAUCACCAGAGGCACCACCACUGCUAGAUCUCUUUGACACGCGCAGGGUUCCUAGGUACACAAUGACCGAGCACAACAUGUCCAUCAAGGCAGUCCCGGGCCAAACUCUCUUCACCAAAUGUGAAGAGAACAUCGACGAACUGGCGGACAAACCGGUCAACUUUAUGACCAUCAAACCUGGCGGCGUGUACAAACUCGAAGGUCUUCUCAUCCACAAAAGCCGGUCGGAGAAUCUGGAGACAUCGCGCGGAACCCGCGACGUCGUCCGCCUCACGCUAAAGGACCUCCGUGGCGAGAUCGGCAUCGUAUCUGUCUGGGGAGAUCAAGCUGCACUUCCGAUCAUCCGGGAAGCUCGCGUACGUCAGGACGUGCUCAUCAUCAGCGGCGUGCAGUGCGAUCUGGAGCAGGGGUUCGGCUCAACGAGGAUCACCGACAUCACACGCAGCGACGCAAAUCCGCGCCACAUCGAGGGCAUCGGCCUCACCUUCCGCUUCGCCAGCGAGUCGUCCAUUACGACUUGGAAAAGGGCCAUGGAUGACGUCGACGCAGCAAACGGCAAGUACAUCAGCAGGAUCGUCCUGGGCAGCUUCGUCGCUUACCGCCGCGUGGAUUUCUGCGGUUACCGCUGCCUCGCGUGCCAGAACAUGGCCAGCUGGGACCCUGUUUCCCGGGAGAUCUUCUGUGACGCCACGUGCACACCCGGCGCCAUCAUCGACGUGUCCAUCGAGAUCUCAGCAACAGCGGAAAUGUUCUUCCCUGGCGCAGCCACUGCAGUCAACGUGCGGGUGUACGCAAACGAGUUCCCAGCAGUCAGCGGGAUGUACCUGGAAGACUUCGUCACCAGGCCGGCGGACGCGCAAGUAGCGGCCCUCAACGCCCGCUUCAGGGGGAAGACUUUCGCAGUCCACCUGCGUCUGCGCGCUAACCCAGCCAGCUACAUCACCUCCUACUCCCUCAAGAUCAUCGGGCUCGAAUUCCCACCCGCGAGUGAUUUGGAAAAACGCGCCCGUGGCGCGUGA